AUGGCCGAAUGCUUACCGAUCGCCAACGAUCUUAUGAUGUUGGCCCCACCCUGGUGCCUCAUACUCCUCUCCAAGGACGGCAGGAGGGCGUGGAUUUGGGAGAUACCGGAUAGGAAGCUGCCCGCAACCGCCCGACAUGCGCCCUAUUUUAUGCCCGAUGAGCGCACUACGAUACCAUCGCUGGAGAUGGAUUCCGCGCAACUCUUCGAAAGCCUCGACUUUGAGGGAAAAAUCUUGCGUCGACAAGAACUGCGAGAACGGGCUGCGCAGGCGAGGAGUAUGGCAGAGACUGGAUUU
Mesorhabditis spiculigera is the source of this 297-nucleotide messenger RNA. NCBI's taxonomy places the organism in Eukaryota, Metazoa, Nematoda, Chromadorea, Rhabditida, Rhabditidae. The record is from the annotation of a GenBank genome assembly.